Molecule: messenger RNA, 255 nt
Organism: Heterobasidion irregulare TC 32-1
Lineage: Eukaryota; Fungi; Basidiomycota; Agaricomycetes; Russulales; Bondarzewiaceae
Exons: 2
Coding region: 1-255 (84 amino acids)
Source: RefSeq, a predicted model, not a curated record
AUGGUGGGCCCGAAGGUUGUCACGACAAAUGCCCUGACCGCAUCCGGUCACCUCUCUUGGACGGAUAUACCGCGUUUUCAGCACCUGACCUCUAUGCAUGGUGACUGGAUUUACCAACGCAUUGAACGCCUCGCCUCUCGCCUCUCUUUCUGCAGCCAUCUUCCCCCUCGGAUAAGUCACUCGCGUAGACAGGGUCGCAAGAAUAGCAGAUACGGCACAUCGUUUGGCUCUGUGGACGGACUUACCGCAGAUUGA